ACAAACUUUCAGAGACAGCAGAGCACACAAGCUUCUAGGACAAGAGCCAGGAAGAAACCACCGGAAGGAACCAUCUCACUGUGUGUAAACAUGACUUCCAAGCUGGCCGUGGCUCUCUUGGCAGCCUUCCUGAUUUCUGCAGCUCUGUGUGAAGGUGCAGUUUUGCCAAGGAGUGCUAAAGAACUUAGAUGUCAGUGCAUAAAGACAUACUCCAAACCUUUCCACCCCAAAUUUAUCAAAGAACUGAGAGUGAUUGAGAGUGGACCACACUGCGCCAACACAGAAAUUAUUGUAAAGCUUUCUGAUGGAAGAGAGCUCUGUCUGGACCCCAAGGAAAACUGGGUGCAGAGGGUUGUGGAGAAGUUUUUGAAGAGGUAAGUUAUAUAUUUUUUAAUUUAAAUUUUUCAUUUAUCCUGAGACAUAUAAUCCAAAGUCAGCCUAUAAAUUUCUUUCUGUUGCUAAAAAUCGUCAUUAGGUAUCUGCCUUUUUGGUUAAAAAAAAAAGGAAUAGCAUCAAUAGUGAGUUUGUUGUACUCAUGACCAGAAAGACCAUACAUAGUUUGCCCAGGAAAUUCUGGGUUUAAGCUUGUGUCCUAUACUCUUAGUAAAGUUCUUUGUCACUCCCAGUAGUGUCCUAUUUUAGAUGAUAAUUUCUUUGAUCUCCCUAUUUAUAGUUGAGAAUAUAGAGCAUUUCUAACACAUGAAUGUCAAAGACUAUAUUGACUUUUCAAGAACCCUACUUUCCUUCUUAUUAAACAUAGCUCAUCUUUAUAUUUUUAAUUUUAUUUUAGGGCUGAGAAUUCAUAAAAAAAUUCAUUCUCUGUGGUAUCCAAGAAUCAGUGAAGAUGCCAGUGAAACUUCAAGCAAAUCUACUUCAACACUUCAUGUAUUGUGUGGGUCUGUUGUAGGGUUGCCAGAUGCAAUACAAGAUUCCUGGUUAAAUUUGAAUUUCAGUAAACAAUGAAUAGUUUUUCAUUGUACCAUGAAAUAUCCAGAACAUACUUAUAUGUAAAGUAUUAUUUAUUUGAAUCUACAAAAAACAACAAAUAAUUUUUAAAUAUAAGGAUUUUCCUAGAUAUUGCACGGGAGAAUAUACAAAUAGCAAAAUUGAGGCCAAGGGCCAAGAGAAUAUCCGAACUUUAAUUUCAGGAAUUGAAUGGGUUUGCUAGAAUGUGAUAUUUGAAGCAUCACAUAAAAAUGAUGGGACAAUAAAUUUUGCCAUAAAGUCAAAUUUAGCUGGAAAUCCUGGAUUUUUUUCUGUUAAAUCUGGCAACCCUAGUCUGCUAGCCAGGAUCCACAAGUCCUUGUUCCACUGUGCCUUGGUUUCUCCUUUAUUUCUAAGUGGAAAAAGUAUUAGCCACCAUCUUACCUCACAGUGAUGUUGUGAGGACAUGUGGAAGCACUUUAAGUUUUUUCAUCAUAACAUAAAUUAUUUUCAAGUGUAACUUAUUAACCUAUUUAUUAUUUAUGUAUUUAUUUAAGCAUCAAAUAUUUGUGCAAGAAUUUGGAAAAAUAGAAGAUGAAUCAUUGAUUGAAUAGUUAUAAAGAUGUUAUAGUAAAUUUAUUUUAUUUUAGAUAUUAAAUGAUGUUUUAUUAGAUAAAUUUCAAUCAGGGUUUUUAGAUUAAACAAACAAACAAUUGGGUACCCAGUUAAAUUUUCAUUUCAGAUAAACAACAAAUAAUUUUUUAGUAUAAGUACAUUAUUGUUUAUCUGAAAUUUUAAUUGAACUAACAAUCCUAGUUUGAUACUCCCAGUCUUGUCAUUGCCAGCUGUGUUGGUAGUGCUGUGUUGAAUUACGGAAUAAUGAGUUAGAACUAUUAAAACAGCCAAAACUCCACAGUCAAUAUUAGUAAUUUCUUGCUGGUUGAAACUUGUUUAUUAUGUACAAAUAGAUUCUUAUAAUAUUAUUUAAAUGACUGCAUUUUUAAAUACAAGGCUUUAUAUUUUUAACUUUAAGAUGUUUUUAUGUGCUCUCCAAAUUUUUUUUACUGUUUCUGAUUGUAUGGAAAUAUAAAAGUAAAUAUGAAACAUUUAAAAUAUAAUUUGUUGUCAAAGUAA
Messenger RNA from Homo sapiens (human), 2058 nucleotides. It is a transcript of the gene CXCL8, whose product is annotated as C-X-C motif chemokine ligand 8. Gene Ontology annotation, cellular component: extracellular region. The coding region runs from base 91 to 378 and encodes 95 amino acids. The transcript is spliced from 3 exons. The record is from RefSeq and is marked reviewed. NCBI's taxonomy places the organism in Eukaryota, Metazoa, Chordata, Mammalia, Primates, Hominidae. Gene Ontology annotation, molecular function: chemokine activity. Gene Ontology annotation, biological process: defense response; chemotaxis; immune response.